This is a messenger RNA of Lachancea lanzarotensis, 534 nucleotides long. RefSeq names its product LALA0S02e00144g1_1 (gene RAD33). The record is from RefSeq and is a predicted model, not a curated record. Lineage: Eukaryota; Fungi; Ascomycota; Saccharomycetes; Saccharomycetales; Saccharomycetaceae. The transcript has a single exon. The coding region runs from base 1 to 534 and encodes 177 amino acids.
AUGAGUAAGAAGCGGUCUCAAAAGGCCUAUAAUGAUGUGAUUGAGUUUAUGAACCCUAAGAUUCCUCCUGAUAUCGAAGAUGAAAUCUUAGGUGCGUUUGCAACGUAUAGCAUCGAGUCCGAUAUGACUUCGCAGAAUUUACCGGAUUUUUAUAACGAUUUGCAAAUGCCACGGGAGUUUACCAAGAUGCUCAACGUUCAAAAUGUGUGCAUCGAAGAUACGAAUAUUGUGAGUUUUGACAAGCUGUUGAAGAACACCUUCCAUCUGCUUAUUUUCAUGAACAAUGCCGAGGUCAUCGACACGCAAUGGUCCAUGCUGGUUGUGGCCUGCGGGAGAGACAAACAAUUUCCAACAGUGGCUCUGCGAAACCAUGUUCUGAGCAUUAAAGACCUCCAAAAGAUCGCCAACGGCAUCAACAUGGAUAACGGCGCUUUGUUGGAUAUGCUGAGCUGUGCCACAAGUGGGAAAAGAGUGUAUUUAACGUGGCUAGAUUUCUCAUUUGUAUUGGGGAAACUCGGCCAUUUGGUGUUUUGA